AUUAUUAUUUCACAAUGGCCGAUAAUAUUACAAAUAAUAGCAAUUAUACUAAAUUAUCAAAUAAACAACAACUAAAUUCGGAUAUACCAAAUACUAAUAAUGAUUCAUUAGAAUUAUCUCAAAUCAUUCGAAAUUUUUUUAAAGUAAAUAUAAAGGAAGUAGAACCCACAACUCAUAAAAAUAUUAAUGAAAAUAUUUUGGAAGGGGAUUUAAGUUUUAUAGCUGAUGAAUUAGUUGAUCUCAUUUUUACGGAUUUUAACAAAGGAAAAGAAGGAAGAGUAAGAAGGAAAAAUGUUUUUAAUUAUAUUAAUAAUUACAAGAUAAAUUCACAAGAAAUCUAUGAUUGGUUAUUACAUAAUCAAACUAGUUCAAAUUUCACUUAUUUACUUGGAUAUUUUAAUUAUUAUGGAAUUGGAAUUGAUAUUAAUAAGAAAAAUGCAUUUAAAUUAUGUCAAAUUGCAGUAGAAUUAGAAAAUGAUGCAGCUAAAUUUGAAAUAGCUAAUAUGUAUAUAGAUGGUGAUGGUGCUGAUAAAGAUCAUGAUAAAGCUUUUGAAUUAUCAAAAAAUUUAGCAAAAAAUGAAUAUCCUUGUGGAAUAAAUUUAUUAGCAUAUUGUUAUGAACAUGGAAUUGGGACUGAAGUUAAUGAACAAAAAGCAUUUGAAUUAUAUAAAAAGGUGGCAGAUUUAGGGAAUUUACAUGGAAUAUGUAAUUUAGGAGUUUGUUAUGAAAAUGGAAUUGGAACUGAUAUUGAUGAAGAAAAAGCAUUUAAAUUAUAUCAAGCAGCAGCAAAUUUAGGAUAUUCAUAUGGAGUAAAUAAUUUAGGAUGUUGUUAUAAUUAUGGAAUUGGAAUUGAUUUUGAUGAAGAAACGGCAUUUGGAUUAUAUCAAAAAGCAGCAAAUUCAGGAAACGAAUAUGCACAAUAUAAUCUCGCUAUAAUGUAUGAACAUGGAAAAGUAGUUGAAGAAAAUAUGGAAAAGGCCAUUUAUUGGUUUAAAAAAUGUGCUGAUCAAGGGCAUCAAGAUGCUAAAAAGAAAUUAAUGAUAGAAUUAUUACCUGUAAUGAAUGAUAACACUAAAGUACAAGAUGCUUACAAAUAUUAUCAACCAGAUAAUAAUUACCUUGAAUUAUCAAAUUUUUAUAAAGUAAAUGUAAUGGAAAUAAAACCUACAACUCAAGAUAUUAACGAAAACAUUUUUGAAGAAGAUUUAAGUGACGUAAUUGAUAAAUUGCUUCUAAAUAAUCAAACUAGUUCAAAUUCUAUUUAUUUGUUUGGAUAUUUUAAUUAUCAUGGAAUUGGAACUGAUAUAAACAAGCAAAUUGCACUUGGAUUAUAUCAAAAAGCAGCAGAAUUAGAGAAUUUUGUAGCUCAAUUUGAUCUUGCUUGUAUGUAUUUAUAUGGAGCGGGUACUGAUAAGAAUUAUAAUAAAGCUUUUAAAUUACUUGAAAAAUUAUCAAGAAGGAAACAUACAUAUGGAAUGAAAUGGUUAGGCCAUUGUUAUAAAUUUGGAUAUGGAACUGUAAAAAAUAUGGAUAAAGCGACUUAUUGGUAUAAAAAAUCUUCUAGUCUAGGAAGUAAAUAUGUUUUAAAUAAUUAAAGCAGUUUUCAAAGAUAAUUAUAUUCAUCUAUAUGAUAUUAUAUGAUCUAAGCCCAGAAAAAUAUAUUUAUAACUUUAUUAGCUUGUAG
Rhizophagus irregularis DAOM 181602=DAOM 197198 is the source of this 1684-nucleotide messenger RNA. RefSeq lists its product as uncharacterized. NCBI's taxonomy places the organism in Eukaryota, Fungi, Glomeromycota, Glomeromycetes, Glomerales, Glomeraceae. Gene Ontology annotation, molecular function: protein binding. The record is from RefSeq and is a predicted model, not a curated record.